AUGCUCUGGGACGCUGGGACCCCCUGGAAGCCUAGAAAUGUUAUAUGUUCUCAUUUUGCCCAAGACGUUUGGUCAGAGCAGAGCAUAAAAGAUUCUUUCCAAAAAGUGAUACUAAGAAGGUAUGAAAAAUGUGGACAUGACAAUUUGCAGUUAAAAAAAGGCUGUGAAAGUGUAGAUGAGUGUCCAGUACACAAAAGAGGUUAUAAUGGACUUAAACAAUGUUUGACAACUACCCAGAGAAAAAUAUUUCAUUGUGAUGAAUAUGUGAAAUUCUUGCCUAAAUUUUCAAAUUCAAACAGACAUAAGAUAAGGAUAAGAGAUACUGGAAAAAAACCUUUUAAAUGUAUAGAAUAUGGGAAAGCUUUUAACCAGUCUUCAACCCGUACUACAUAUAAGAAAAUUGAUACUGGAGAGAAACGCUACAAAUGUGAAGAAUGUGGUAAAGCCUAUAAGCAGUCCUCGCACCUUACUACACAUAAGAAAAUUCAUACUGGAGAGAAACCCUACAAAUGUGAAGAAUGUGGCAAAGCCUAUAAGCAGUCCUGUAACCUUACUACACAUAAGAUAAUUCAUACUGGAGAGAAACCCUACAGAUGUAGAGAAUGUGGCAAAUCUUUUAACCACCCCGCAACCCUUUUUUCACAUAAGAAAAUUCAUACUGGAGAGAAACCAUACAAGUGUGAUAAAUGUGGCAAAGCCUUUAUUUCAUCCUCAACCCUUACUAAACAUGAGAUAAUUCAUACUGGGGAGAAACCCUACAAAUGUGAGGAAUGUGGCAAAGCUUUUAACCGUUCCUCAAACCUUACUAAACAUAAGAGAAUUCAUACUGGAGAUGUACCCUACAAAUGUGAUGAAUGUGGCAAAACCUUUACUUGGUACUCAAGCCUCUCUAAACAUAAGAGAGCUCAUACUGGAGAGAAACCCUACAAGUGUGAAGAAUGUGGCAAAGCCUUUACUGCAUUCUCAACUCUAACUGAACAUAAGAUAAUUCAUACUGGAGAGAAACCUUACAAAUGUGAAGAAUGUGGCAAAGCUUUUAACUGGUCCUCAGCCCUUAAUAAACAUAAGAAAAUUCAUAUUAGACAGAAACCCUAUAGCAAAGAAUGUGGAAAAUCUUUUAAAUGUUCCUCAACCCUUAAUAAGCAUAAGAUAAUUCAUACUGGAGAGAAACCUGAUGAAUGUGGGAAAGCCUUUAACCAGCCCUCAACUCUAUGAGAAUUUAUAUGGAACAUAAACCUUACAAAUACAAAGAAUGUGACAAAGCUUUUUAUUACACAUAAUUUAUAGUGGACAGAAACCCUACAAGUUUGAGUUUCGCUCUUGUCACCCAGGCUGGAGUGCAAUGACAUGAUCUCGGCUCAUGGCAAC
Molecule: messenger RNA, 1368 nt
Organism: Cercocebus atys (sooty mangabey)
Lineage: Eukaryota; Metazoa; Chordata; Mammalia; Primates; Cercopithecidae
Product: zinc finger protein 506-like
Biological process (GO): regulation of transcription by RNA polymerase II
Molecular function (GO): DNA-binding transcription factor activity, RNA polymerase II-specific; RNA polymerase II cis-regulatory region sequence-specific DNA binding
Source: RefSeq, a predicted model, not a curated record